AUGAUCGACAGAAAUCAAAGUGACACAUGUCAAUGUGUCGUUAAUUUCACCUUAGAGCAACAAUUUCCCAAGGACGUGUUCUUCUACUAUAUGCUGGAAAACUUUUAUCAGAACCAUCGAAUGUUCGUAAUAUCCCGUGACGAUGGCCAGCUUCGUGGGAAUGUCGAUAAAACACCCUCUCCAAGAUGUCAUCCGUUCGAUUACGUACACCGUGACAACCUAACGCUGCCUAUUGCCCCAUGUGGAUUAAUCGCAAACGCUAUCUUCAACGAUACAUUUGAGCUGUAUCAGCAGCAAACACCAGUGCCGCUCAUCGGUGGGGCAUCGGUGUGGCCACACGAACGACGCUUGAAGUUCCGAAAUCCUCCCGGUGACCUGCGCCAGGCGCUUGCAAACUUUUCCCGACCUCCGUCGUGGUCCCGUGAACUAUGGGAACUGGAUGAGCAAAAUCCAGACAACAACGGUUUCCAGAACGAGGAUCUCAUCAACUGGAUGCGUCCGGCAGCACUACCCACUUUUCGUAAGCAACAUAGACGUGUCGACCAUUCGAUACCACCUUUUGAAGAUGGUAUACCGGGCGGAAGCUAUACUUUGCACAUCCGAUACAACUACCCGGUGGCAUCGUUUGGUGGACGCAAAUCAAUCAUUCUUAGCUCACCAUCCUGGAUGGGUGCCCGUAAUCCGUUUAUGGGGUACCUGUUUCUAACUGUUGGUGCUCUUAAAAUGAUCCUGAGCUGUAUAAUUUGCACUGUUCUCUAUUUUUACAAGUAA
Anopheles moucheti is the source of this 771-nucleotide messenger RNA. RefSeq names its product cell cycle control protein 50A-like. The transcript has a single exon. The record is from RefSeq and is a predicted model, not a curated record. Gene Ontology annotation, cellular component: Golgi apparatus; plasma membrane; endoplasmic reticulum. The coding region runs from base 1 to 771 and encodes 256 amino acids. NCBI's taxonomy places the organism in Eukaryota, Metazoa, Arthropoda, Insecta, Diptera, Culicidae.